CUCAGAGGCAGGUUGUUCGGUAGUUUCUACCGGACUUCCAGAAGAUGGGCACAGGUAGUGGGACACAAAUACCACUAUGGAUAUCAAUACUAGCACUUGCCUACGUACAGAUCAAAGUUCAAGCUCAGGGCAAUGAGCAACAAUCACAAUCGAACUAUGACUCUCCAUUAUUCCUGCAGCAACAAAAUAAUCUUUCACCAGUUUCCAAAUCCCAUGGACUGACGUUCAUCCCACCUCCUCCAAACACACUGAAAGUAAAGGCUGGCAACCCCUCUCACAAUGGCCGUGUAUGCAGUACAUGGGGUAACUUCCACUUCAAGAACUUUGAUGGGGACAUCUUUUACUUCCCUGGGGUCUGCAAUUACAUCUUUACAUCCAACUGCAAAUCUCCCUAUGAGGACUUCAAUAUCCAGAUUAGGCGCACCACUGGGGAAAAUGCUACCGUGAUCACUCACGUCAUCAUGAGGCUGGAAGGAGCAGUGGUUGAAUUGACACGCACCUCUGUCCUGGUCAAUGGCAAACAGAUUCAGAUGCCCUAUAGCCAUAUGGGAAUCAUGAUAGAGAGAAGCAACAACUAUUUGAAAGUUUCUGCCAAGUUAGGACUGAUCUUUCUCUGGAAUGAAGAGGAUGCCCUCCUGGUGGAACUAGAUAAGAAAUACGCCAACCAAACCUGUGGACUCUGUGGGGACUUCAAUGGAAUCCCAACUAACAACGAGUUUAUUUCACAAAAUGCAAAACUGACUGCUCUACAGUUUGGGAAUAGGCAGAAGAUAGAUGGACCCACAGAGCAGUGUGAUGAUCCUAUUCCUUCCACUGUUCUGAUGAACUGCUCAUCUGAAUUUGCUUCUAUCUGCAAGACAGUAUUAACCAGUGAAGCAUUCACAAGCUGUAAUGCUCUUGUGGAUGUUCAGGACUACAUUGAAACUUGCAUACAAGACCUAUGCCACUGUGAUACUUCUAUGGCAGACUUCUGUAUGUGCAACACCUUUGCUGAAUACUCCCGGCAGUGUGCUCAUGCAGGUGGACAGCCUCUGAACUGGAGAACCUCAGAAUUAUGUCCCAAGUCAUGUCCUUUCAACAUGCAACACCAGGAGUGUGGCUCCCCCUGCUCCGACACCUGCAGCAACCCCGAACGAUCUGCACUUUGUGAAGAUCAUUGUACAGAUGGCUGUACCUGUCCUUCAGGAAUGGUAUUUGACGACAUUAAUGGUGCUGGCUGUAUUCCCCGUAAGGAAUGCCAUUGUACCUAUGAAGGCGAAACUUAUGCUCCUGGUACCUCCUUCUCAUCUAAAUGCAGAUCAUGUACUUGUGCUGGGGGUGAAUGGACUUGUGUCACCCAGUCAUGUCCAGGGACUUGCAGCAUCGAAGGAGGCUCCCACAUUACAACAUUUGAUGAAAAAUAUUAUUCCUUCUAUGGAGAUUGUAGCUAUGUCCUAACCAAGCUCUGUGACAGCAAUGAUUUCACUGUUCUGGGUGACAUCUACAAGUGUGGUCUCACUGACACUGAGACUUGCCUCAAGGGCGUAGCCAUCAGUCUAAGUGGAGGACAAACUAACAUUGUGAUCCAGCCUUCUGGCAGUGUAUUUGUGAAUAUGAUCUACACACAGCUGCCCUUCUCUGCAGCAAAUGUCACCAUCUUCAGACCAUCAUCAUUCUUCAUCAUUUUACAAACAACUUUUGGUCUUCAGCUGCAGAUUCAAAUUGUACCUCUCAUGCAACUUUUUAUAAAUUUAGAUCCAUCACAGAAAGGGCAGACCUGUGGUCUCUGUGGAAACUUCAAUGACAUCCAGACAGAUGACUUCAAAACCACAAGUGGUGUAAUAGAGGGUACUUCGGCUGCCUUUGGCAAUACUUGGAAAACUCAGGCUGACUGUCCUGAUGCCAAAAUUACCUUUGAGAACCCCUGCACUCUCAGUAUAGAAAAUGAUAACUAUGCUCAGCACUGGUGUGGCUUGCUCUCUGAUACCAUGGGACCUUUUGCAGAAUGUCACUCAACAGUGAAUCCAGAAGUUUACCAGAAGAACUGCAUGUUUGAUACAUGUAACUGUGAGAGUACUGAGGACUGCAUGUGUGCUGCCCUUUCCAGCUAUGUCAGAGCCUGUGCCGCUAAAGGAAUACUCGUUAAUGGAUGGAGGAACAAAGUCUGCACAAAAUACACCAACACGUGUCCAAAAUCCUUGGAGUACACUUACAAUGUUGAUUCCUGUCAACCUACUUGUCGUUCUCUGAGUGAGCCUGAUGUCACAUGCAACAUCAAGUUUGUCCCAGUUGAUGGCUGCACCUGUGUAAAUGGAACCUACAUGGAUGAAAGUGGCAAAUGUGUGCCUGCAUCUAGCUGUCCUUGUUACUACAAAGGAAUGCCUCUGUCUACUGGAGAAGUUAUUCAUGAUAAUGGCAUUGUCUGCACUUGCAGUUACGGAAAGCUGAGCUGCAUUGGAGAGAAACCAUCACCAGUCUGUGAACCUCCCAUGGUCUAUGUUGACUGUGGCAAUGCCACUGCAGGUGUCAUAGGAGCAGAGUGCCAGAAGAGUUGUCAGACUUUAGACAUGGAAUGUUACAAAACCCACUGCGUCUCUGGCUGCAUAUGUCCUCCUAAUUACGUAUCAGAUGGCAAAGGUGGCUGCAUAGUUGCUGAAGAGUGCCCAUGUGUUCACAAUGGGUAUUCCUACCGUCCAGGAGAAUCAAUCAGAGUUGGCUGCAACAACUGCACAUGUAGAAACAGAAAGUGGCACUGCUCCGAGGAACCUUGCCUAGAAACCUGUUCAGUUUAUGGAGAUGGGCAUUAUACCACCUUUGAUGGCAAACGCUUUGAUUUUGAAGGAGACUGUGAAUAUGUUCUAAUCCAGAACUACUGUGGCAGAAAAGGUUUGAAUCAGGGAACCUUCAGAGUAAUCACUGAAAACAUUCCAUGUGGCACAACAGGAACCACCUGCUCCAAGUCCAUUAAAGUUUUCUUGGGGAACUACGAGCUGGUGCUCAGUGAUGGACAUUCUGAUGUCAUUCAGAGGUCACCUGGAGGAGAAAUGCCAUUCCAAAUCCGUUCCAUGGGCAUCUACACGGUUGUUGACACUACUGUUGGUCUGAUACUCAUGUGGGACAAGAAAACCAGUAUAUUCAUCAAACUUAGUCCCAGCUUUCAGGGACAUGUCUGUGGCCUUUGUGGAAAUUAUGAUGGCAAUGGAAACAAUGACUUCACUACGCGCAGUCAGUCUGUGGUAGGAAAUGUGCUGGAGUUUGCCAAUAGCUGGAAAGUGUCCUCUACUUGCCCAAAUGCCAAUCAAACCAAAGAUCCAUGCACUGCAAACCCAUACAGGAAAUCCUGGGCACAGAAGCAAUGCAGCAUCAUUACCAGUGAAGUAUUUGCAAAGUGUCACUCCCAGGUUGAACCGAAUGAAUAUUAUCAAGCAUGUGUGGAUGAUGCUUGUGCUUGUGACACUGGAGGAGACUGUGAAUGUUUUUGUACAGCAGUAGCUGCCUAUGCUCAAGCGUGCAAUGAGCUGGACAUUUGCAUUUCAUGGAGAACCCCAUCCAUUUGUCCUCUGUUCUGCGAUUACUACAAUCCACAGGGGGAAUGUGAAUGGCACUACAAGCCCUGUGGAGCCCCUUGUAUGAAGACCUGUAAUAAUCCAAGUGGGAAGUGCCUUCAUGAGUUGAGAGGUUUGGAAGGCUGUUAUCCACACUGCCCAAAGAAUAAGCCCUAUUUUGAUGAAGAAACCAUGGCUUGUGUUUCUAAUUGUGGUUGCUAUGAGAAUGGAAAACAUUACAAGCCAGGAAUGCAGAUGCCUUCAAAGCAGAACUGCCAAGCAUGUGAAUGCACAAACCAUGGCAAAAUAUGCAAAUAUGACGAACAUGAAUGUGUCUGUGUUUAUGAAGGACGGACAUAUAACUAUACAGAUAUGAUCUACAAUACUACAGAUGGCAUAGGAGGCUGUAUUGUUGCAACCUGUGGUCCUAAUGGAACACUUCAAAGAGCUGUGUUUGACUGCCCAAUCUCAGUAUCACCCACAAUACCGUUUUACUUCAGCACCACUCCGCCUGCCACUGCUUCCACAGUUACAUCAUCACCAACGACAUCGGUAUGUGUUCAUGAAGUCUGUCAGUGGUCAGAAUGGUAUGAUGGAAGUUCACUAAUACCUGGAUUUGACGGUGGAGAUUUUGAAACAUUCAGUGAUUUGAGAGCUAAAGGUUAUGAAGUCUGUAGAGCUCCAAAGGCAGUUCAAUGCAGGGCAGAGAAAUUUCCUAACAUACCACUGAAGGACCUUGGCCAAAGUGUAGAAUGUAAUACAAAAGAUGGGCUUAUAUGUUACAACAAAGAUCAAAUUUCAACUAUGUGCUACAAUUACGAAAUCAGAAUCUUAUGUUGUGUUUUUGUACCGUGCUCUUCCACUCCAUCCAUCACAACACAUACCCCAGUUCCAGAAAUGACAACCACAACAUCAAGUAUGAUUACCACAACUUCAUCUGCAACCACAGAAACAGGAACUACUUCUGUCACAAGCACUUCGGAAACAGCAAGUACCUCCCCAGAGACAAUCACUACAAUACCUUGCCAACCAAAGUGCAAAUGGUCCCAAUGGUAUGAUGUCCAUUUCCCAACACUGCACAACAAAGGAGAUUAUGAAACCUACCAGGACAUUAGAUCUGCUGGAAAAGCAAUCUGCAGAAACCCUGAAAAAAUACAAUGCAGAGCAGAGAAAUACCCACAUAAAUCUAUUGAAGAAAUAGGCCAGGUUGUCCACUGCAAUGUAACAUAUGGACUUAUCUGCAGAAAUGAAGAUCAAAAAGGAGAACUGCAUAUCUGUCUUAAUUAUCAAGUAAAAGUAUUCUGUUGUGAUGACUACAGCCACUGCCAAUCAAGCGUGACACCUACGGUAAUAGAGGAAAUUACUACCACCACUACACAAACACCAGCUACUACAACCUCAGAAAUUUCAACAACUGCAAUUAAAACAACAACACUAGUCACCGUAUCUCCUUCAACAGCAGCAAUCUGUGUAAAAGAAGAAUGUGACUGGUCAAUUUGGUAUGAUGCCAGCUAUCCAGGAUCGGGAUACGAUGAUGGAGACUUUGAUACAGUUCAGAAUAUAAGAAAACAGGGAUAUACAGUCUGUGCUAACAGAAAGGCUGUUGAAUGCAGAGCGGUAAGAUUCCCUGAUACACCAUAUCAACUCCUGGAACAACAUAUUACAUGCAACACUGAAGAAGGUUUAAUAUGCUAUAAUAAAGACCAGCUACCACCGAUCUGCUACAACUACGAAGUAAGAUUUAAAUGCUGUAAAAACGUAACAAUACCAUGCCAAACAACACAAACACCAUAUUCAACUACAGAAACACAAACAACAACAACAAUUUCAACAACAACAACGACACCAUACACAGAAAUAUCAACAACACAAUACACACCACAGAUACAAACAAAACAUAAGACAACCACUAUAGAAACAAUACCACCAAGAACAGAAAAUAUUCACAGCGAAACCACAUCAACACCAAAUCAAAGCACACAGACAACAAAGAAAACAGCCAUACCGACAGUAACAACCCCCACCACCACAGCUACAACCACCACAACAACGGAACUCUCCACGAGCACAACCAUUAGCACCCUCUCGCCCACCCCUACUCUCAUCUCCUCUACCAGCUCCCCCUCCACCACGCAACACACCACCUCCUGCGAACCUGAACUCUGCUCCUGGACGGACUGGUUUGACGUUGACUUCCCCUCCUCGGGGACAAGCCAGGGAGACUUCGAAACCUACCAGCACAUCCGCGCUGCCGGGAAGGAAGUCUGUCAGCAGCCAAAACAAAUUGAGUGCCAGGCCGAGGACUACCCCGACAUUUCCAUCGAACAAGUCGGACAGGUUGUGCAGUGUGACGUUCACUACGGACUGGUGUGCAGGAACCAGGACCAGCAGGGCAGCUUUAAGAUGUGCCUCAACUACAGGAUCCGUGUCCUCUGCUGCCGGUCUAACCCCAACUGCGUAUACACCAUCACUCCUACCACCAGUCCCACCACCUCCAUCUCCACAGGCACCUCCUCCCCUACGUCCUUCAUCACCGUCACAACCUCCACCUCCACCGCUACGCCCUCCACAACGGCAACAACACCAACAACCAGCACCAGCACCCUCUCGCCCACCCCUACUCUCAUCUCCUCUACCAGCUCCCCCUCCACCACGCAACACACCACCUCCUGCGAACCUGAACUCUGCUCCUGGACGGACUGGUUUGACGUUGACUUCCCCUCCUCGGGGACAAGCCAGGGAGACUUCGAAACCUACCAGCACAUCCGCGCUGCCGGGAAGGAAGUCUGUCAGCAGCCAAAACAAAUUGAGUGCCAGGCCGAGGACUACCCCGACAUUUCCAUCGAACAAGUCGGACAGGUUGUGCAGUGUGACGUUCACUACGGACUGGUGUGCAGGAACCAGGACCAGCAGGGCAGCUUUAAGAUGUGCCUCAACUACAGGAUCCGUGUCCUCUGCUGCCGGUCUAACCCCAACUGCGUAUACACCAUCACUCCUACCACCAGUCCCACCACCUCCAUCUCCACAGGCACCUCCUCCCCUACGUCCUUCAUCACCGUCACAACCUCCACCUCCACCGCUACGCCCUCCACAACGGCAACAACACCAACAACCAGCACCAGCACCCUCUCGCCCACCCCUACUCUCAUCUCCUCUACCAGCUCCCCCUCCACCACGCAACACACCACCUCCUGCGAACCUGAACUCUGCUCCUGGACGGACUGGUUUGACGUUGACUUCCCCUCCUCGGGGACAAGCCAGGGAGACUUCGAAACCUACCAGCACAUCCGCGCUGCCGGGAAGGAAGUCUGUCAGCAGCCAAAACAAAUUGAGUGCCAGGCCGAGGACUACCCCGACAUUUCCAUCGAACAAGUCGGACAGGUUGUGCAGUGUGACGUUCACUACGGACUGGUGUGCAGGAACCAGGACCAGCAGGGCAGCUUUAAGAUGUGCCUCAACUACAGGAUCCGUGUCCUCUGCUGCCGGUCUAACCCCAACUGCGUAUACACCAUCACUCCUACCACCAGUCCCACCACCUCCAUCUCCACAGGCACCUCCUCCCCUACGUCCUUCAUCACCGUCACAACCUCCACCUCCACCGCUACGCCCUCCACAACGGCAACAACACCAACAACCAGCACCAGCACCCUCUCGCCCACCCCUACUCUCAUCUCCUCUACCAGCUCCCCCUCCACCACGCAACACACCACCUCCUGCGAACCUGAACUCUGCUCCUGGACGGACUGGUUUGACGUUGACUUCCCCUCCUCGGGGACAAGCCAGGGAGACUUCGAAACCUACCAGCACAUCCGCGCUGCCGGGAAGGAAGUCUGUCAGCAGCCAAAACAAAUUGAGUGCCAGGCCGAGGACUACCCCGACAUUUCCAUCGAACAAGUCGGACAGGUUGUGCAGUGUGACGUUCACUACGGACUGGUGUGCAGGAACCAGGACCAGCAGGGCAGCUUUAAGAUGUGCCUCAACUACAGGAUCCGUGUCCUCUGCUGCCGGUCUAACCCCAACUGCGUAUACACCAUCACUCCUACCACCAGUCCCACCACCUCCAUCUCCACAGGCACCUCCUCCCCUACGUCCUUCAUCACCGUCACAACCUCCACCUCCACCGCUACGCCCUCCACAACGGCAACAACACCAACAACCAGCACCAGCACCCUCUCGCCCACCCCUACUCUCAUCUCCUCUACCAGCUCCCCCUCCACCACGCAACACACCACCUCCUGCGAACCUGAACUCUGCUCCUGGACGGACUGGUUUGACGUUGACUUCCCCUCCUCGGGGACAAGCCAGGGAGACUUCGAAACCUACCAGCACAUCCGCGCUGCCGGGAAGGAAGUCUGUCAGCAGCCAAAACAAAUUGAGUGCCAGGCCGAGGACUACCCCGACAUUUCCAUCGAACAAGUCGGACAGGUUGUGCAGUGUGACGUUCACUACGGACUGGUGUGCAGGAACCAGGACCAGCAGGGCAGCUUUAAGAUGUGCCUCAACUACAGGAUCCGUGUCCUCUGCUGCCGGUCUAACCCCAACUGCGUAUACACCAUCACUCCUACCACCAGUCCCACCACCUCCAUCUCCACAGGCACCUCCUCCCCUACGUCCUUCAUCACCGUCACAACCUCCACCUCCACCGCUACGCCCUCCACAACGGCAACAACACCAACAACCAGCACCAGCACCCUCUCGCCCACCCCUACUCUCAUCUCCUCUACCAGCUCCCCCUCCACCACGCAACACACCACCUCCUGCGAACCUGAACUCUGCUCCUGGACGGACUGGUUUGACGUUGACUUCCCCUCCUCGGGGACAAGCCAGGGAGACUUCGAAACCUACCAGCACAUCCGCGCUGCCGGGAAGGAAGUCUGUCAGCAGCCAAAACAAAUUGAGUGCCAGGCCGAGGACUACCCCGACAUUUCCAUCGAACAAGUCGGACAGGUUGUGCAGUGUGACGUUCACUACGGACUGGUGUGCAGGAACCAGGACCAGCAGGGCAGCUUUAAGAUGUGCCUCAACUACAGGAUCCGUGUCCUCUGCUGCCGGUCUAACCCCAACUGCGUAUACACCAUCACUCCUACCACCAGUCCCACCACCUCCAUCUCCACAGGCACCUCCUCCCCUACGUCCUUCAUCACCGUCACAACCUCCACCUCCACCGCUACGCCCUCCACAACGGCAACAACACCAACAACCAGCACCAGCACCCUCUCGCCCACCCCUACUCUCAUCUCCUCUACCAGCUCCCCCUCCACCACGCAACACACCACCUCCUGCGAACCUGAACUCUGCUCCUGGACGGACUGGUUUGACGUUGACUUCCCCUCCUCGGGGACAAGCCAGGGAGACUUCGAAACCUACCAGCACAUCCGCGCUGCCGGGAAGGAAGUCUGUCAGCAGCCAAAACAAAUUGAGUGCCAGGCCGAGGACUACCCCGACAUUUCCAUCGAACAAGUCGGACAGGUUGUGCAGUGUGACGUUCACUACGGACUGGUGUGCAGGAACCAGGACCAGCAGGGCAGCUUUAAGAUGUGCCUCAACUACAGGAUCCGUGUCCUCUGCUGCCGGUCUAACCCCAACUGCGUAUACACCAUCACUCCUACCACCAGUCCCACCACCUCCAUCUCCACAGGCACCUCCUCCCCUACGUCCUUCAUCACCGUCACAACCUCCACCUCCACCGCUACGCCCUCCACAACGGCAACAACACCAACAACCAGCACCAGCACCCUCUCGCCCACCCCUACUCUCAUCUCCUCUACCAGCUCCCCCUCCACCACGCAACACACCACCUCCUGCGAACCUGAACUCUGCUCCUGGACGGACUGGUUUGACGUUGACUUCCCCUCCUCGGGGACAAGCCAGGGAGACUUCGAAACCUACCAGCACAUCCGCGCUGCCGGGAAGGAAGUCUGUCAGCAGCCAAAACAAAUUGAGUGCCAGGCCGAGGACUACCCCGACAUUUCCAUCGAACAAGUCGGACAGGUUGUGCAGUGUGACGUUCACUACGGACUGGUGUGCAGGAACCAGGACCAGCAGGGCAGCUUUAAGAUGUGCCUCAACUACAGGAUCCGUGUCCUCUGCUGCCGGUCUAACCCCAACUGCGUAUACACCAUCACUCCUACCACCAGUCCCACCACCUCCAUCUCCACAGGCACCUCCUCCCCUACGUCCUUCAUCACCGUCACAACCUCCACAUUUUCCACCAGUUUCAGCACCAGUACUUCUAUAUCAACAUCAUGUUUCUGUAAAAUUGGAAACAACAUUUAUUCACCUGGUGGACUGAUUUACAGCACAAUGGAUAGUGAUGGAUGUAGAUUUUAUGCUAGGUGUAGUGAAAAAUGUACAGUUGAACGCUACACUGGAGACUGUAAUUUUACUACUCCAUUAACCACUGCAUCUCCUCAGACGCCUACCAUAAUAACAACACAUCCAAUUCUUCCUCCGGGUUGUGUUUCUGGUACUCACCCUCCCCUACAGCCUGGCCAGAGAUUCAAAUUAUCCAACUGUACAGAACUCAUCUGUGAGGGAAACAACAAAGUUAUUGUAAACCAAACAGUAUGUCCACCUAUAAAGGAAAUUACCUGUGCAAACAAAUAUCCAGCAGUAUUGGUACCUGAUGAAAAUGGAUGCUGUUACCACUAUGAGUGUCAAUGUGUCUGCAGUGGAUGGGGUGAUCCUCAUUAUAUUACUUUUGAUGGAACCUACUAUACUUUCCUUGAAAAUUGCACUUAUGUUCUGGUGAAACAGAUUGUGCCUAAAUAUGACAACUUCCGUGUUCACAUUGAGAAUUACUACUGUGAUUCAAAAGAUGGACUUUCCUGUCCUAAAUCCAUUAUUAUUUUCUACAAAUCUGCAACAGUGAAGCUGACCCGUGAACUCCUGAAUGGUGUGAUGACAAAUGUGAUGUACUUCAACAAUAAGAUUGUCCAACCAGGCUUUCACAAAGAUGGCAUUUAUUUCUCCACACUUGGAAUCAAUAUGAUUGUAGAAAUACCAGAAAUUGGCGCAACCAUCACCUUCAGUGGGCUGAUCUUUUCUGUGAAACUCCCAUACAGCAAAUUUGGCAACAAUACUGAAGGACAAUGUGGAACAUGUACAAAUAACAAAAGAGAUGAAUGUCGCUUGCCAAGUGGUAAGAUCAUUUCUUCCUGUCCCCAAAUGGCUCAUCACUGGCUUGUUGGUAAUGACACAUCAUGCACUGGAGUACCACCACCAUCAAUAGUAACCACACCUCCUGCAAGGCCACAGUGUCAUGUUCCUGAACUCUGCAAGCUUAUCAUAAGCAAAGUUUUUGCAGAAUGCCAUGACGUGAUACCUCCAGAACCAUUUUACAAAGGAUGUGUUUUUGAUGGAUGUCGCAUAACUGAUGAAUCCAUGCAGUGUUCCAGUUUGGAGAUAUAUGCUACAGAGUGUGCUGCAAGAGGUGUCUGCAUUGACUGGAGAGGAAAGACAAACAAUACGUGCCCAUACAACUGUCCAGCAAACAUGGUAUACAAGCCAUGUGAGUCCAUUAAUUCUGCUACCUGCAGCCAAAGCUUUGUUGACCGUCCUGGCUAUGGAGUAACUGAAGGUUGUUUCUGUCCUGAAGGAAAGACACUCUUGAGUGAAGACAGCAACAUUUGUGUCUCUGAAUGCUCUUGUAGAGAGCCAAAUGGAGUAUUCAGAUGGCCAGGAGAAAAAUGGACAAAAAAUUGCCAGGAAUGUGUCUGUGACAGAUCUACUCUCAGAGUGCAUUGCACAAAAUACGAAUGUCCUCUGCCACAGCAAGUAUCUUGUUCUGAACCAGGAUACAUGCCUGUUCAGACGCAGAUACCAGAAGAUCCAUGCUGUACCAGGACUGAGUGCUACUGCAAUACGAGCCUCUGCCCUGAGGUCACACAACAAUGCUUAGAGGGACAGGAAGUAAUUACAGUAACACAGCCUGGAAAAUGCUGCCCUACCUUUGAAUGCAGACAUGGCUGUGUAGUCAAUGAAACCUACUAUGCGCCUGGAACUGUGAUUCCAUCAGGCCCCUGUGAAAGCUGCAGCUGCUCCAUAUCCUCUUAUUCAAGCCAUCAGAAGUUUGCUGUCAAGUGCCAGCCUGUUACCUGUGACACCUAUUGUCCAGUGGGUUACAAGUAUACAGAGGAACCUGGAAAGUGCUGUGGCACAUGCAAGGCUGAAGCCUGCAUAGUGGUCAUGGAAGACAACACUACACACGUGCUUAAGGUUGGAAAAUUCUGGAGCCCACCUGGUAAUAACUGUACAACUUACACAUGUGAAAAAUACAAUGGCCAGUUCAUUACAGUCAUAUCAAAGAAAAGCUGUCCCGCCUUCAACCCGGAUCUCUGUGAACCUGACAGCAUCAGGCUAUCAGAUGAUGGCUGCUGUAGUGUGUGCUCAAUCCCACCAUCAGGUUGCAAGAAGCAUAACACCACUACUGUCAUCAAAUACCAAGGAUGUGUUUCUGCACCUGUUGAGAUGACAUACUGUGAAGGCAGCUGUGAUGCUUACUCAAGGUACUCUCAAGAAGCAAACAUGAUGGAACAUAAAUGCUCAUGUUGCCAGGAAAUCCAGACUAGUGUAAGAAAGGUGACUUUGACAUGCAGUGAUGGAACCUAUCUUGAUCACUCAUACACCUAUGUGGACCAAUGCAGCUGUGUUGGUGCUGAGUGUGUUCCACAAGACAUUGCCAACCAACAACAGCAAACAGGCAAAAUAUGAGAUAAAGAAGAAAAAGGGAACGCAAGAAAAAGGGAACGUCUAAAAUUAAAACUAAAGAGAAGCCAAAUGAGUUGAACAUAGAUGAAAACACAUCUGAAAGAAAGUGUCAAAAGCAGCUACAAUUUUUUACGAACAGAUUAUAUUUUCUGCAUACAAGCUCAAUACGUCUGUCUACACUAUGUCAGCUUUCCUUACCAUUGUGUCUCAUACUGUUUUUCAUGACUUUUCUUUACACCUUGAGAGGUACAGUAUAAGAUCAUAUACUGUAUACAAAACAUAUACAAAAUUUUCAUAUUUCUUGUUAGUUUGUCUUAUGAGAAGUGCUAAACCAUAAGAUUUAGACCACACAAAGUCUUUUAUUAGAAUGACAUUGUUUUCAAGGCUUUCCUUUCAUGGCACAAUAUAAACUGCACUGGUAAAGAAUAAAUAUUACUCUGCAGGAAAUCAAGUUUUGCUGGUCAUUACAUUCGACAACUACUUGACAUUAUCUGAGAUUUCCUUUGAUACACUGAACUAUUACGGAACAUUUCAAUUUCAGUUCACUGAGACAGAUCAAAAGCUAAAGUCCAAGAAAAAGAAAACUGUACCUCUGUUGUACUUUCUGUUUUGCAUUAUGGAAAACUUAGAUUGCAAAAAGCCAGAUCUUCUCAAAGCUAUAAAAUUCAAUGUUAUAAACAAUUUUUAGGGCAUUUCCCUAUCUAUUCUCAUGAGAAAGAAAAGAAAGAAAACAAAAGAAGAAAGAAGAAAGAGAGGGAGAAAGAUACUAAAAUGAUAAGCUGCUGCAUACUACUCUUUGUUUACAUAACAUCAUCAGCAUAGAAACUGUAUGAAAAUUUGGAAUUUUUUUUUCCUUUGUGGUUAACUGUUUACAGAAGAAAUAUAUAUAUAUAUAUAUAUAUAUUGCCAAUGGGGCAUAUGAAGGACUUUUGUAAACAAAAGUAAUAAUAAUAAUAUUAUAUGUAAAUUCUUUCCUAGAAAGCUUUUAAAAAGUUGUACUAUUGCUAUUUAUUUUGUUUUUUUGGAGAACUGAUUUAUUGGGCCAUUUCUUUCAGAAUUAACAUUACCCCAUUUUUUAGUCUUAGUCAUAUUAUCUGGGUGUGGUGUAUUUUCUUCUUCCAUUUUGUUUUGGAAUAUUAUUUUAUUUUUGUUCUUUAUGAAAAAAAGUAAUGAUGAUUAAUAAAUUGUAAGCAUUUUA
This is a messenger RNA of Tympanuchus pallidicinctus (lesser prairie-chicken), 13431 nucleotides long. RefSeq names its product mucin 5AC, oligomeric mucus/gel-forming (gene MUC5AC). The transcript is spliced from 50 exons. The record is from RefSeq and is a predicted model, not a curated record. Gene Ontology annotation, molecular function: protein binding. The coding region runs from base 45 to 12236 and encodes 4063 amino acids. NCBI's taxonomy places the organism in Eukaryota, Metazoa, Chordata, Aves, Galliformes, Phasianidae. Gene Ontology annotation, cellular component: extracellular matrix.